Molecule: messenger RNA, 3133 nt
Organism: Ananas comosus (pineapple)
Lineage: Eukaryota; Viridiplantae; Streptophyta; Magnoliopsida; Poales; Bromeliaceae
Product: cytochrome b561, DM13 and DOMON domain-containing protein At5g54830
Exons: 1
Coding region: 45-2627 (860 amino acids)
Source: RefSeq, a predicted model, not a curated record
GCCGUAGGAACACGAGCCUCGCGGGGUUCGAGGCGGAGCUCGCCAUGGCGCAGCACCAGCUCCGCGGCGUCGUCCGCGUCGUCGACGGGUGCUCCCUCUCCGUGCGCGGCUUCGACAUGCUCGCGGGCUCCGCCGCGGUGCGGUGGUGGGGCGCCGCGGGCGCCGACCUCCGCAACCUCUCCCUCGGCGCCCCCGUCUCCGACCUCCCCCUCAACCGCACCUUCCGCGGCGAGAACCUCACCGUCCCCCUCCUCCCCGGCGCCUCCCUCGACGCCCUCGCCGUCCUCGCCGUCUGGGACCCCGCCACCGCCUCCGACUUCGGCCACAUCGUCCUCCCCUCCCCCGCCAACGACACGGAUCUCGCGCCGGCGCCGGCGCCGGCGCCGUCCUCGAACGCCACCGGCACCGCCCGCCGGAUCCGCGCGCCCACCAUGUUCGACAACUGCGUCGCCCUCUCCCCGACCUACCGCCUCCGGUGGACCCUCUACCCCGAUGCCAAUUCCGUCGAGAUCGGCCUCGAAUCCGCCGUCCGAUCCGACUACUACAUGGCCUUCGGGUGGGCGGCGCCCAGAUCCUCCUCCCCUUCCAUGAUCCACGCCGACGCCGCGGUAACGGGGUUCACCGAGGAAGGUCUCCCCUUUGCCGAGGACUACUUCAUUACCCAGUACAGCGAGUGCCUCCUUAAUAAGGACGGGAAGGUUGAGGGCGUGUGCCCCGACACUAUCUACGAAGGGUCGGAUCCCGUCGGGUUGGUGAACAACACCAAAUUGAUCUACGGCCAUCGCCGGGACGGAGUCUCGUUCGUCAGGUACGAGCGCCCCAUCAUCUCUGUAGAUGACAAGUAUGAUGUGCCGAUAAACAAGACCGAUAACAUGACGGUGAUAUGGGCGUUGGGACGGAUGCUGCCGCCGGAUUCCCUCCGGCCGUACUACCUUCCCCAAAACCACGGAGGGCCGCAAGAAACGGCGUUUGGUUUCAGAACCCUUAAUUUGUCCGAGCCGGUAAUGGAUUGCGUUGGCCCAUUAGAUGCGGAGGAUAAGGAGGAUCAGGAUCUUAUCAGUGCCGACGGAAAGACCCCUCUCGUUGUGACCUCCGGCCCGGCCUUGCGGUACCCUAACCCCCCGAAUCCUUCAAAGGUUCUUUACGUAAACAAGAAAGAAGCGCCUUUGCUGAGAGUUGAGAGGGGCGUGCCUGUGAAAUUCUCAAUUCAAGCCGGGCAUGAUGUGGCGCUUUAUAUUACCUCCGAUCCUAUCGGCGGCAAUGCUACGUCUCGAAAUGCGACUGAAGUUAUCUAUGCGGGUGGACCGGAGUCUGAAGGUGUGCCGGCUAGCCCAACAGAGUUAGUGUGGUUGCCCGACCGUAACACGCCCGAUCAAGUUUAUUACCACUCCUUGUACGAGCAGAAGAUGGGUUGGAAGGUUCAGGUGGUCGACGGCGGUAUCUCGGAUAUGUAUAAUAACAGUGUUGUGUUAGAUGAUCAGCAAGUUUCCUUGUUCUGGACUCUAUCGGAUGGCUCGAUUUCAAUUGCCGCACGAGGUGAGAAAAAAAGCGGCUAUCUUGCCAUUGGUUUUGGAACCGGGAUGGUAAAUAGUUAUGCUUAUGUGGGUUGGAUAGAUAGUAAUGGUACCGGCCGUGUCAAUUCCUACUGGAUUGAUGGGAAGGAUGCGAUGAAUGUGCACUCGACUUCUGAAAAUCUGACCUACGUAAGAUGUAGCUCGGAGAAUGGCAAAAUUACCUUCGAGUUUACUCGCCCUCUAUCGCCUUCUUGUAGCGGAAGGAUAGAAUGUAGAAAUAUUAUCGAUCCGACUACUCCUUUAAAGGUCAUUUGGGCCAUGGGGGCCCGUUGGUCAGAUGACAAUUUGAAUAACAUGAACAUGCACUCUGUUACGAGCAGUAAGCCCGUGAGGGUUUUGUUGUUGAGAGGUUCAGCUGAGGCCGAACAGGACUUGCAUCCUGUUCUCGGUGUUCAUGGGUUUAUGAUGUUUGUUUCUUGGGGUCUUUUACUUCCUGGUGGAAUAUUGGCUGCGAGGUAUCUAAAGCAUGUGAAAGGUGAUGGGUGGUUUCAGAUUCAUGUCUACUUGCAGUAUUCGGGCAUAGCUAUUAUGCUACUCGGUGUUCUAUUCGCAGCUGCUGAACUCCGAGGUUUUUAUCUUAGCUCAUUGCAUGUUAAGUUUGGUGUAACCGCGAUUGCAUUGGCAUGUGCACAGCCGCUAAAUGCAUAUUUUCGUCCCAAAAGGCCAGCUAAUGGAGAGGUUGCAUCUUCAAGAAGGAUCCUUUGGGAAUAUUUGCAUGUUAUAAUCGGAAGGUCAUCUGUUGUCGUCGGGGUAGUAGCACUCUUUAGUGGAAUGAAGCAGUUAGGGCAUAGAUACGGCGGUGAGAAUGUUAAAGAGGUUACUUGGGCCUUGAUCUUGUGGGUUUUGCUAGGUGCAGUUUUGGUUUUGUAUUUGGAAUAUAUGGAGAUCAAGAGGAGGAGAAGCGAGAGGAACUCUUUCAGAGGCACUUGGGUGCUGGGAAACAGCGAGGAAGAUGAUUCAGUUGAUCUGUUGCAUCCCGAGGGUGCAACUACUAAACCGGAGUCUAAUUCUUCUGGAAUUAUGGAAGUGCAACUCGAACCUCUAACCGGAUAAAAGUACAUUAUUGAUGUUUAAAAUAGCUUCAUAGCUCCUGAGAUUGUUUAUCGGCAGAGUUAUCCAAAACCAUGAUCAUUUAAUGCCCUUUCUCGUGGCGAAUGUUAAAGGCGAGGAAAUUUGUGAAACACCAUUACUCUUUGUUUGUAUACAUGUACAGCUUUGGCAUAGUAAACAUACGAUGACAUGUGGGAGAGGAGAUUAUUUAGUCGAUAAUUGAAUGUUGUUUCUAGAAGUUGUUUGUGAAGCAAACUAGGCAACAAUCAUUGGCACAAUUUUGUUAUGGACCGCUGCCUUGGUAAGAAUUGUACCGAGUCUUCUUGGGAAGAAAGAAUUUUUUUGUCGUAAUCUUCUUAGGAAGAAGAUUUUGUUCUAUUUUAUAGUUUCUUCGCUUUAAAGUUGUUCAAUAAAAGAUUUUUGUUCUCUUUGAAGAUUUAUUUAUGUUAUUGUACUGCUAAUAUUCCAGGUUAUCUCUUUAAAAGGAAUACAAUAUGUUUUUUUUUUCU